AAAAGCGCUGCCCCACCCUGUCCAUGCCGACCAACGGGGGCUUCAAGUGUUUAGAUGGUGCCUACUUUGGCUCGAGGUGUGAGUACUACUGUUCACCGGGAUACCAGCUGAAAGGCGACCGCAUAGUAACGUGCAUGGACAACAAAGUCUGGAGCGGACGGCCAGCAUCCUGUGUGGAUACUGAACCGCCGAGAAUCCAGUGCCCGAGCGUGAAGGAGAAAACCGCGGAGCCCAACAAGUUGACGGCCAGAGUGUUCUGGGACACCCCGGAGGGGCGGGACACUGCUGAUGGGAUUCUGACAGAUGUUAUUUUGAAAGGCCUGCCACCAGGGUCACAUUUUCCAGAAGGUGACCACAAAAUCCAAUACACUGUGUAUGACAGAGCUGAAAACAAAGGCACUUGCAAAUUUCUUGUUAAAGUCAGAGUCAGGCGCUGUGUGAAGUUAAAUGCCCCAGAUAACGGCUACAUCAAGUGUUCAGGUGAUGGAAAUAACUACGGCGCUACAUGCGAGUUCUCCUGCAUUGGUGGCUACGAGCUGUCAGGAAGCCCAGCUAGAGUGUGCCAGUACAAUUCGGGGUGGUCAGGAGUGGAGCCAACCUGUGCACCCAUGAAUAUUAAUGUGAAUGUGAGGACUGCAGCUGCACUUCUGGAUCAAUUUUAUGAGAAGCGGAGACUGCUAAUUAUUUCAACUCCCACUGCAGCCAACUUCUUCUACAGGAUGCAGUUGGGAAUGCUGCAGCCAGCACAGUGUGGUUUAGACCUCCGACACGUUACUGUAGUUGAAUUGGUUGGUGUCUUCCCAGCACAGAUAGGAAGAAUAGGUGUGAAGCUGCUGCCCCCGUCACUUGCCCUGCAGCUCAGGCUGCUGCUGAGGAUCCCCCAUUACAAUUUCAACAUCGUGGUGAUGGACAAGCAUGGAAUGGACAAGGAACGCUAUCCCUUCCCAGCGACGCCAGCUGAGCUCUUUGCACUUAUUGACAAUUUUCCCUUGAGAAAAGAAGAGAUGAAACUGCAAGCAGAAAUUGGUCAGUCGUGUCCCUAAUUCAGAAUUGCAGGGCUUGCAGUUAUCACUGAAUUUUUUUUAAUCCACGUCAUUCUCCCCUGGGUGCUACACGAAGCAUGGCUUUUUUAAUCACUGAUGUACAGAUUUUUUGUGUGUACUGUUAAGUCUGUCCAGCUGUGUAGCUGUUCUGCAUAGAAGUAUGCAUGAUGCUUUUUUUUGUACUUUUCAGCCAUCUUUAGGUAAUGGUGUACGUAGGAUUACAGCCCA
This is a messenger RNA of Leptosomus discolor (cuckoo roller), 1271 nucleotides long. The record is from RefSeq and is a predicted model, not a curated record. NCBI's taxonomy places the organism in Eukaryota, Metazoa, Chordata, Aves, Leptosomiformes, Leptosomidae.